AUGAACACUUUUGAUCGCUCUAAAUUUACCGAUAUUGCUCCAAAUGACGAUGUUAAACAGCUUGAUUUGGAAAAAGUCGACGCAUAUGAUGCUGCACAGUUUGAAGGCAGAUUAAUUGAGAAUAUGGCAGAAAAGCAAUUUAGAGACGAUCGUAGUAAGAAAUUAAAGAAUGGGAAUCUUGAGGUUUUAGUACAAGAAACUAAUUCUUCAAUAAAGAAAGGAGACCUAACACCUUUUGAAUUGAUCAAGCAGCAAGAAUUGUCUGGUUCUAAAUCAAAAUGCAAUGCGAUAAAAAGGGGUGGAUUAACUUUCGGACAUAUCAAAUCUUCCAAUCAAAGCCAACCGAACUUGCCGCAGCAAAGAUAUAGGGCCGAUAAUACUCGUGAAGAACGGAUUUUUGAUGAGCAGGAUGUUGAAGAUGAAAGCUAUGACGAAAGUUCUGAUGUGUCAGACAAUUCAGAAAUAAGCGAAGAACUCGACGAAUCUACCCAAAAGCUUAGCAAACAUAAUAAGAACAAUAUAAAAAAGAGGAAUAAACUUACAAUAAGAAUGCGAAAGGAUGAUGGAGAUAACAAUUAUUUUAAUGAAAGGAUUAAGUAA
This is a messenger RNA of Meloidogyne enterolobii, 600 nucleotides long. The record is from the annotation of a GenBank genome assembly. NCBI's taxonomy places the organism in Eukaryota, Metazoa, Nematoda, Chromadorea, Rhabditida, Meloidogynidae.